UAAGCGGCUGUUUGGGACGGGUGCGCGCACUCUUCGCGCAUCUCGCCACAUUAGCUGAAGCAUCUACGCUUUCGCUGUGGAGCUGCAGCAGACGGUUGAUUUUUACAAUUGAAAAUCCGCUCCUUCUGGUCCAAAACGAUAUCUUGUAUCUUACAAGUCUACCUCUGGUAAAACGGCGUUGAGACCCGCUCAGUCCUCCACUGCAGCAGAUUGCCUUCAUGAUGUCAUCGUAUUAUCAUACGGGGAAAGAGGUGGAUAUGGCGGCGAUGACGGAACCGCUCUGCUUGGAAAGAGAUGUUUGCAGGGUGAUAGAACUGUUGGACAGGCUUCAAAGAAGCGGUGAGCUUCCUCCUCCCAAACUUCAGGCUCUACAGAGAGUUCUACAGAGCAAGUUCUGUGCUGCCAUCAGAGAGGUCUACGAGCAGCUUUAUGAUACAUUGGAUAUUGUAGGUGGGCCUGAGGUCCGAGCACAAGCCACUGCCAAGGCCACAGUAGCAGCAUUUGCUGCCAGUGAAGGUCACGCACACCCAAGAGUGGUUGAACUCCCUAAAACAGACGAGGGGCUCGGGUUCAACAUCAUGGGGGGGAAAGAACAAAACUCUCCCAUCUACAUAUCCAGGGUCAUCCCAGGAGGUGUUGCUGACCGACAGGGUGGUCUGAAGAGAGGAGAUCAACUGCUCUCUGUUAAUGGAGUGAGUGUGGAGGGAGAACACCAUGAGAAAGCUGUAGAGCUGCUAAAGGCAGCUCAGGGUUCAGUGAAACUGGUGGUGCGUUACACCCCUAAAGUCCUCGAAGAGAUGGAAGCCAGGUUUGAGAAGAUGAGAAGCGCCAGGAGACGCCAGCAACAUACCAGCUACUCGUCUUUGGAGUCCAGGGGUUAACCAAUCUUAACCUCUGACUUGGCUGCUGAUCCAUUCUCCCACCCUUUCUGCUCCUGUAGGAUGACAGAAGACCCUGGGGAGAUCAGUGUAGACUACCCUUAGAUAUUUAUGUUAGUGGAACGAUCUCAAAACAUGUAGACCUCAAAUAUACUAUUUUCCCUGGCCAUGCAGAGGGAGAGACUGCAUAGUGCAUCUGGUCUGUCUUGAGUCUGAUUUUCUAUUGUAUUCUUCUGUGGAACCUGCACCCUGUGAUAUGCUGGGUGGUUGUGUGUGUGUGUGUGUGUGUGUGUGUGUGUGUGUCUGUUAGCACAGAAGAGAGCUUUAACAAUUGCCUGGAGAGUGCAAAUAGCACGCAGUAUGUGUACUUGUAGGACAAAAUGUGUGUCUUUUGCUGUAGGUUUAUUGAACUGAAUGGCAUGAUGGUUCCUACUUAGACCAUUAUUCAUUCACUCACUUAUUGAGUCUGUUUCAGAAAACAUGCAUUGACAAUAGAGUUAAAGCUAUGCAUCCCAUUUACAGUAUAAGUAUUCUUGUAUCAUGUGUUCUGCUCUGAGAACUACAUAACGAGGACAAACACUGUUAUUGCAAAAGACACUUCCUGAUUAAACUGAUUGCUCUGUACUAAGCACGCCAUACUCAAAUAGGGUCAUGAAAGUGUGCUGCUAUGAGUGGCUUUGUGCUGCCAGUCAUAGUGCCUAUGUUCAAUGCUUGAAUUUUUGAGUUUAUUUAUAUAUUUAUUCAUACAUUAAAAUCAACAAUGUAAUUUAA
Messenger RNA from Ctenopharyngodon idella (grass carp), 1649 nucleotides. It is a transcript of the gene lin7b, whose product is annotated as lin-7 homolog B (C. elegans). The transcript is spliced from 6 exons. Gene Ontology annotation, cellular component: MPP7-DLG1-LIN7 complex; synapse; cell-cell junction. NCBI's taxonomy places the organism in Eukaryota, Metazoa, Chordata, Actinopteri, Cypriniformes, Xenocyprididae. Gene Ontology annotation, biological process: protein localization to basolateral plasma membrane; neurotransmitter secretion; maintenance of epithelial cell apical/basal polarity. Bases 219 to 881 code for a protein of 220 amino acids. The record is from RefSeq and is a predicted model, not a curated record. Gene Ontology annotation, molecular function: L27 domain binding.